UGGUCAGUCAAGGAUACACCCUGAAAGCUUGGGGGCACCUUGUCCCUUUCUCGUUGCUCUGUCGGGCGAUCUCCUCUCUCUGUGAGCGAGGGAGUGAGUGAGUGAGUGAGUGAGUGAGCGCGCUCUGCUGUUGCUGCCCUUUGAUCCCUGCAUUAGUGUUAGUUAGGGGCUCGGAGACACACACUUACAGAGAGCAGCCAUAGUCAAGACACGGCAACAACAACAGCACCUCCUCCUCUACUCUUCCCUGUUCCCAACAAUACACUUAACCGAGGACAGCCAGGUGCACGACAAGUCCCUGCCAUCAGGCUCCCUCGCAAAAUUUCAAUGGGAAAAGACCUUUUUUCUUCUUAUCCCUAAACAAGAAGGAGAAUGUGAUAAAAGGGGGAAAAUGCCAAGGAGGAAACAGGAGCAACCCAAGCGCCUGCCUUCACAUGUGGACACGGUAGAGGAUGGAGGGCCAGAGGGUGGCUCAGUAGAGGAGGACAGCUGGUUUGGGAAUACCUCAGACAGCCCCUCUGAAUCGUCCUACGGUGAUGUGCAAGAUGAGCUGCGGGUUUCCCCGGACAAUGCUCCCCGACCGGACCACGACACCUCAGCCGAGAGCUCCCUGGGCUGCCCGACGCCAGUUCAGCGGGCUUCCCUGGAGCUGCUGGGGCUGGACAGUGUGAUCCUCUCGACCCAGGACAUGCUUUCCUCGGAGGUGUCCUCUCUUUACGGAGACUCCAGCCAGGCCCUGGGCAAGCCCCUCAGCAGCAACCUGCGGCGUCUCCUGGAGGCUGGCUCACUGAAGCUGGAGGGAGGCGACCUGAGUGGGCGUGGAAUGGGAAGAGGACCAGAGUCGCCCCCGGUCAGCUUGGUACUAUCUCCAUCUUCACAUCAUGCACAGCAGCUGAGUGCCCUGGCGAGGAGGUUGGCUAACAGCAGCAGCAACAACAGUGGCAACUCGAACUCUGCAUCACCUGCGUCUGUAGCAACUGUCAAGCAGGAGCCCUGUGACCCAUAUGGCCCCAGCAAUGGCCCUAACUCAGGCAGCAGUGGCUUCGUAUGGGUAGGUGUUGCAGAUAAAUGGCCGUCGACUAGUUGCUCAGCACCCAGUGGCAGCAGCCUAUCACCAGACUCAGCUAUCCAGAAGUUAAAGGCAGCCGCCAACGCCGUGCUCCAAGACAAGAGCGCAGUGGCCUCCUCCACCUCGGCGUCUUCAUCCUCCUCUUCCUCCUCAUCAUCCUCUUCAGUCACCUCCUCCUCAAUGGCAGCCCUGGGCACUCGCUCUGAUGACGCAGUGCGCUUUGAACCGUUCGCUUCACCCUUCAGUCCGCAGUCAGCCAGCUCCACGCUUGCUGCCCUCUCAAAGAAAGUGUCUGAAAGAAGUCAGCAGCAGGUGGGCUCAUCUGAGCAUCAACCCUCAGCUGGCUCCUUUCUCUCUCUGGUUUCCAUGACCUCCUCAGCAGCUCUGCUAAAGGAGGUGGCCGCACGAGCAGCAGGGAACCUUCUAGCUGAUAAGAAAGAGCCGGCAUUAGUACUGGGAGCCUCCGAAGAUGUCAAGCCCCUGUUAGACAGGAACCAGAAGGUGCCCACCCCAACCCAGGCCAUGGAUCUUCUGCUGCCAACAAUCCCCAAGGGAAGGGCCAAGUCCAGCAGUCAAGCAGGUUCUCCUGAGGAUGGAGGGAAGCCCUUUCAGUGCCCGGUGUGCGGUCUCGUCAUCAAGAGAAAGAGCUACUGGAAGAGACAUAUGGUGAUCCACACAGGCUUAAAAAGUCACCAGUGUCCCCUCUGUCCCUUUCGCUGUGCUCGUAAAGACAAUCUCAAGUCCCACAUGAAGGUCCAUCAGCACCAAGACCGAGGGGAGACUUUCCAGUGUGAGCUCUGCCCCUUCACAUCCUCCCGCCACUUUAGCCUCAAGCUGCACAUGCGUUGCCAUCAGCACUUCCCCCAUCCCGACCUCAAAGUCAAAGAAGAACCCGGCACAGACACAGAGGAGGGUGAGGGCUUGCUCAUGGGGGACGGUGGAGACGCUGGUGAUCAGGUCAUGAACACAGAUGCUUCCACAUCUCCCACUGUGAGCCAACCUGAUGGUCGUUUGCUGGCCUCCCCUGCAGAACCCUCGAACCACGUCCAGAUCAAGGAGGAACCCCAGGAGAGGGAUGUGUCUGUGAUGUCUCCCUUUGCCCUGUGUAGGGAGCGACCCAGCAGCAGCAGCAGCUCUCUGGAUCUGCCUGGGCUCAAAUCCAGUCCACCGGGGCCUGGACCUACAGCUGCCUCGCUCUUCAGCCCAGAUAUCACCACCAAGACGGCUACGGACCUCCUUAUAAAGCUUUCAGCAGCGAACCAGAAGGAGGCCCUAAAGGGUCCAUUCUGGGUCAAAGAGGAGCCCCAGGCGGAAGAGCCCCUCAGCUCUCAGAGGGGACCAAGCUAUAGCUUCUGCCAAGAAGGACCUCCAGGGUCCACCAAGCCACGAGAGGAGGGGAGCCCGAUGUUGGGCAAGAGCAGCCUACUUAGCCAGGACAUCAACGUCAAAGUGGCCUCUGAACUGCUUAUGAAGCUCUCAGAGAAUAACAAAGAAGCUUGCCACCAGAAUGUCAUAGUGAAGGCGGAGCCUAUGGAAGUGGACCCUCCCCUAGAAUUGGCCCCACCCUCCUCUCAUCGACUGGGCUUCAGCACUUCAGGGGCAUGUGAGAAGAAGGAACCAAUGGUCAACCUCCCAGAUCCUUUGCCCCGCCCCCAAAAUGACCUCUUCUCCCAGGACAUAUCAGUCAAAAUGGCCUCUGAGCUGCUUUACAAACUGUCUGAAAAAGUAAGUAAAGCUAACGAAAACAAAGACAAUGCAUCCUUCGGUAUACACAGCCCUUUCCUAGACGACCGCUUUAGACAAUCACCUUUCAGCACACGCUCCAAGAGCUCUUCCCCAGCUGAAGCUGGAUCUUCAAGCAGGGUUACCCAGCAAGAUCCAGAGAAGGUGAGUAGUGAGCCAGGAAAUGGACUCGCCCAAUGGAGACUCAACGAACAGCUCUUUCCCUGCCCUAUAUGUGGCAAAGUAUUUGGUCGCCAACAGACUCUCUCCAGGCAUCUCUCCCUACACACAGAAGAGAGGAAGUAUAAGUGUCAUUUGUGUCCGUACGCGGCUAAGUGCCGAGCCAACCUCAACCAGCACCUCACCAUCCACUCAGUCAAACUGGUGAACACAGAUGCCGAGCAGAUUGUUACCGCUGUUACCAGUGAAGGCCAAGAGCUCAAAAACUGCCCCUACUACUACAGCUGCCACGUCUGCGGCUUCCAGACAGAAUUUAAUGUUCAGUUUGUCAGACAUAUGUCUCUUCAUGUAGACAAAGAGCAGUGGAUGUUCUCUCUCUGCUGUAGCACCUGUGAGUAUGUGGGUGUGGACGAGGCUGAGAUGAAAGCUCACAUCAGUGCAGGGCACACAGGUUUCAAUUCCAGAAGCCCUCUCAGUGAGACCAAGAGCACUUCCUCCUCUCUCUCAGCCCUCAGCGACUCCCUCAACAGCUCUGAAGGUGGAGAUGUUGCCCAAGGUAACGAAGAACUAAAAAGCCUUUUGGGCCCGCCUUCUUCUGCGGGCAGUCAAUCAAUCUCAGGCCCAGGAACAGAGGAAAAAGCAGAGAAAGGCUUUGAAUGCGUCUUCUGCAACUUUGUGUGUAAAACACAACCUAUGUACGAGCGGCACCUACAGAUCCACCUGAUCACACGCAUGUUCGAGUGCGACGUCUGCCACAAGUUCAUGAAGACUCCCGAGCAGCUCCUGGAGCACAAGAAGUGCCACACCGUCCCCGCUGGAGGGCUCAAGUGCCCUCUAUGCAUCUACUCCACCAACAGGCCAGCCGCCAUGGAGGGCCACCUGAAGAUGCACUACAAGAUGGAGUAUCGCUGCCGCAUCUGCCAAGCCGUGUGGGCCAAUCAGGCAGAGCUGGAAAGGCACACGCGUGCUCACCGCCUGGGCAACCACUACAAGUGCGAGCAAUGCGGCUACCUCUCCAAAACAGCCAACAAGCUCAUCGAGCACAUGCGCGUGCACACCGGCGAGCGGCCUUUCCACUGCGACCGCUGCAGCUACAGCUGCAAACGCAAGGACAAUCUCAAUCUCCACAAGCGGCUCAAGCACGCACCGAGACAGACCUUCGGUUGCGCCCAGUGCCCAUUCACCACCACUCACCCGUUCGUCUACAGCCGCCACAUUAAAAAGCACCAAGGCGGGGAGGGGAGCGCCGAGGAAGGUGAGGCUUGGCCAGGUACGCCACGUCCAGGCCUUUUGGAUCGAGGAGGGAACAGCAGUGAUAGCGGGAGCACCAGUCCGCUCAUGAACCUGUCCGCCUCUCAAGCCUUGCAGUCCGUCGCCCUGUCAAUCACCAGCAAGCGGCAAGACGGCACCCCUACCACGCGCUACCUCUCGGCCAACGGCACGUUCUCCACACUGGCGACCCGCUACUUGGAACAGUACAGGAACUGUGACCUGGCUCACCUCAUCCCCCUCACCACGCUCUUUACGGCCCGCCGCUUCACAUUCCACAGCCCCUCACCCUCAAACUCCUUUCUGCCCUUCUCGGCAUUCUGGUCCAACUCGUCCUCGCAGUCGCCGCCCUCUCCCACGUCAUUCAAACACUCCUUCCUGGCAUACCUGGGAUUGACAGAGAGAGCUAAGACCAUUUGACUAUCCUCGUCCUUUCUUCUUCUCCUUCACCCGCCGUUGCCCUGUAUCAUCAGCCACCGAAGCCACUAACUGUUCCACAGGCAGACUAAAAUACUGCCCUAAAGAGUAGUAAU
Molecule: messenger RNA, 4773 nt
Organism: Sinocyclocheilus anshuiensis
Lineage: Eukaryota; Metazoa; Chordata; Actinopteri; Cypriniformes; Cyprinidae
Product: zinc finger protein 827
Exons: 14
Coding region: 392-4660 (1422 amino acids)
Biological process (GO): positive regulation of transcription by RNA polymerase II
Cellular component (GO): nucleus
Source: RefSeq, a predicted model, not a curated record